AUGGAUGAUUACUAUUACUUUGAUGAUGAAAAAUACAUUCAGGAAAGUGAGUAUGAUGAAUAUAAUGGAGAAGGAAGUAGGACAACAGAUGAAGAAAGACCUUUAAAACUGUUUCAAGUAGAAGAAAAACAAGGAACAAAUGAGAACAAUAACGCUAGAAGAGCAAGAACAUGUUCUGAAACUUGGAAAUAUUUUAAUACGCAAGAUACACAACAUCCUACAAAAGUUAUUUGUAAAAAAUGCAAUCAAAUGUAUUCAAAAUCAACUGGAUUUAAUAUUUUGAAAACCCAUUUGCUAAGUGUACAUGGAAUAAAAAUUGACAAUGUAAAGAAAAUGCAAACAGAGUUGAACUUUCUUAAAUUUGAUCCUUUGCCUAAAGAAGAGAAGUUAGCUCGAGAUCAAGCAUUGGUGGAUUGGAUUAUAGCAGAUUCACAACCAAUUUCCGUUGUCACCAACAUUCAUUUUAUCAAUUCGAUAAAAGCUUUGGAUCCAAGAUAUCAUCUUCCUGGAAAAACAUCAGUAGAAGAAAUGGUUUUGGAACGUUUUAACGAAAUGAGAAAAAAUGUUAAUGGAAUCCAGAUGUUGGCCGUAAAUAAUCAAGAAAUACGAAUAUUAAUGCCAACGGAAAUAGAUUGGAAUAGAAUCAAGCUUUGCCUUUUUGAAACUGGAAUACCAACAGCCCUAGCAAUUUCAGAAGUAACCUCUUUAUUGUCCAAUUAUCAUCAUGUACCAAUCCUUGAAAAUCAUGAGACCGAAGUAGAAAGUGAAAAUCUACGUCAGUACUUUCAAAGAUUAAAAAAACAGCGUUUAAACCAUGAUAAUACCUUCCGGUACUCUUCUGUAGCUUCGUCUGGAAGUUCUACUAAACAAUCAACUGCGGCAUCAUUUGAUAUAUUUAUUUGGAUGUUUAUUAAGGAAUAUUACACUACUUGA
Molecule: messenger RNA, 933 nt
Organism: Funneliformis geosporum
Lineage: Eukaryota; Fungi; Glomeromycota; Glomeromycetes; Glomerales; Glomeraceae
Source: the annotation of a GenBank genome assembly